GUGUAGAACGUUGAGAGAGGACAAGUGUUAGACGGUGCCAAGUGCAAGAGCGGAUGCGGACAGUGAUAAUGAUAACAGACCGGGGUAGGAUGCGUGAUACCAGCCUAGGUAGGAUCCAGUGUCGUUCAAAGCUGUCCAGACUGUAGGAUCCAGUGCUCCUAGUGUUGCUUAUAGUGUGGCCCACCCUAGAGGAUCUUGUGGUCGGUGCUAGAGUGGUGGUCGCAGCCCUCACCCCCUACAGACACGCUCCACCUACCACCACCACCACCACAGCCACAGCCAACACCCACACCAGACCAGCGUCACCUCCCAUCAAACAAUCAGAACACAGGAAUAUCAGAGCGAGCGUCAGGACGGUGAAGCCAGGUCAAGCCACCAGCGUCUCCACUUGACAACCAUCCUCGGGGCGUGCAGCUCUCCCUGGGCCUCCCCGCUGGAGUAGUGUGAGGCUCCUGCAGGAGCAGCAGCAGCAGCAGCGAAGUAGCCAGCCCCCGCCCACACACACACACCGCCCACCGAGAUGGAGGGGGAGAUGACGGACCCCGGGUUCCCGGCCUCCCACACCACCGCCACCACCACCACCACCACCACCAGGGUCUCAGCCUACAUACACUUUGAUCCAUCAUACGUCAACAUCCGCAACAUCCCUGGCGUCCUCAAGUGUGCUCAGCUGGUGUUCAACUUGAUCGGGUACAUCUGCGUGGCGGUGUCGACCUACAACAGCAGUUCUCACGCCAACUGGUUCUCCUUCGUGUCGAUGACCGGGUUCUGGGUGACAGGUAUACUGCUGUUGCUCUACCUCAUGCACGUCAUCGAGAGGUUCUUCAUGGUGCCCUGGCUCAUGUUGGAGUUCGGGUACUGCGCCCUCUGGACCUUCUUCUACCUGACGGCGGCCUCAGCGUGUGCCGCCGUGGGUGGCGUUGACGGAGCCGCUGCCGCCGCCGCCUUCUUCGGCUACGUGGCCAUGAUCCUCUACGGUAUCGACGCUUUCUUCAAGUUCAAGGCCUGGCGGAGCGGCGAGCUGGCUCAGGGCGAGCGCCAAGUGCAGAUGGCAGAGCCUGGCAUGCCUUCCCCUGGGGCGUACUAAUACCCUGACUCUUUCAGCAGCGCUGGUGCCCCCGGAGAGAAUUAGGCUCGGGGUGUUGUUGUUGCCCCCGGGCAAGGUGGGGGGCACAGUGUUGCUGCUCCGAGGGCAGUGUUCCUUUUCAAGGGGUAGUGUCAUUACCCGGCGGGAAAUGUUGCUGCCUAUGGGUAGUGUUUCUGCACAUUGGUAAUGUUGCUGCCCUGGGAGGUAGUGUUGCCAUCCCGAGGGUUAUUGUUGCUACCCCGGGGUAGUGUUAUUGCUCUUCGGGAAGUGUUGCUCCCUGGGUAGAGUUGUCCCUUAGUAGAGUUGCUGGCUCAGGGUAUUGGUGUCCCUCGAUAAUUUUGCUGCCGCGCUGAUUGAAUUGAUGUUCCGGCGGUAGCUUUGCUGUUUCGGGGUAGUAUUCUUACCCCUGGGAAAUAUUGCUGUCUUAGAGGGGUAGUGUAGCUGCCCUGGGGGUAGUGUAGCUGCCGUGGGGGUAGUGUAGCUGCCCUGGGGGUAGUGUAGCUGCCCUGGGGGUAGUGUAGCUGCCCCUGGGGAGUAUUGUAGCUGCCCUGGAGGUAGUGUAGCUGCCCUGGGGGUAGUGUAGCUGCCCUGGGGGUAGUGUAGCUGCCCCUGGGGGGUAUUGUAGCUGCCCUGGAGGUAGUGUAGCUGCCCUGGGGGUAGUGUAGCUGCCCUGGGGGUUGUGUAGCUGCCCUGGGGUAGUGUAGCUGCCCUGGGUGGUAGUGUAGCUACCCUGGGGGUAGUGUAGCUGCCCUGGGUGGUUGUGUAGCUACCCUGGGGGGUAUUGUAGCUACCCUGGGGGUAGUGUAGCUACCUUGGGGGGUAGUGUAGCUGCCCUGGGGGUAGUGUAGCUACCCUGGGGGGUAAUGUAGCUGCCCUGGGGGUAGUGUAGCUGCCCUGGGGGGUAUUGUAGCUACCCUGGGGUAGUGUAGCUGCCCUGGGGGGUAUUGUAGCUGCCCUGGGGGUAGUGUAACUACCCUUGGGGGUAUUGUAGCUGCCCUGUCGGUAGUGUAGCUAUCCUGGGGUAGUGUAGCUGCCCUGGGGGGUAUUGUAGCUACCCUGGGGUAGUGUAGCUGCCCUGGGGGGUAUUGUAGCUGCUCUGGGGGUAGUGUAACUGCCCUUGGGGGUAUUGUAGCUGCCCUGUCGGUGGUGUAGCUAUCCUGGGGUAGUGUAGCUGCCCUGGGGGUAGUGUAGCUGCCCUGGGGGUAGUGUAGCUGCCCUGGGGGUAGUGUAGCUGCCCUGGGGGUAGUUUAGCUGCCCUAGGGGGUAGUGUAGCUGCCCUGGGGGUAGUGUAGCUGCCCUAGGGGGUAGUGUAGCUGCCCUGGGGGUAGUGUAGGUGCCCUGGGUGGUAGUGUAGCUGCCCUGGGGGUAGUGUAGCUGCCCUGGGGGUAGUGUAGCUGCCCUGGGGGGAGUGUAGCUGCCCUGGGUGGUAGUGUAGCUGCCCUGGGGGUAGUGUAGCUGCCCUGGGGGGAGUGUAGCUGCCCUGGGUGGUAGUGUAGCUGCCCUGGGUGGUAGUGUAGCUGCCCUGGGGGUAUUGUAGCUGCCCUGGGGGUAGUGUAGCUGCCCUGGGUGGUAGUGUAGCUGCCCUGGGGUAGUGUAGCUGCCCUGGGGGUAGUGUAGCUGCCCUGGGGGUAGUGUAGCUGCCCUGUGGGUAAUAUAGCUACCCUGGGGGUAAUAUAGCUGCUCUGGGGAGUAAUAUAGCUGCACUCGGGGGUAGUAUAGCUGCCCUGUGGGUAGUGUAUCUGCCCUGUGGGUAGUGUAGCUGCCCUGGGGGUAAUAUAGCUACUCUGGGGGUAAUAUAGCUACUCUGGGGAGUAAUAUAGCUGCACUCGGGGGUAGUAUAGCUGCCCUGUGGGUAGUGUAUCUGCCCUGUGGGUAGUGUAGCUGCCCUGGGGGUAAUAUAGCUACUCUGGGGGUAAUAUAGCUACUCUGGGGAGUAAUAUAGCUGCACUCGGGGGUAGUAUAGCUGCCCUGUGGGUAGUGUAUCUGCCCUGGGUGUAGUGUAGCUGCCCUGGGGGGGGGGGUAUUAAUAACAGUUGGUGUACACAUAGGGGCCAUCAUUGGCUAGUGUUAGGGCAGUAGUGUCAACAGAUCGUGAGAGUGUUAGCUAGUGUAUGACUGGCUCAGGUGCUGUGUGGUUAUUAACACACCUACACACCCACACACACUCACACACACACACACACACACCACACACACACACACACACACACACACACACACACACACACACACACACACACACACACACA
Procambarus clarkii (red swamp crayfish) is the source of this 3336-nucleotide messenger RNA. The record is from RefSeq and is a predicted model, not a curated record. Lineage: Eukaryota; Metazoa; Arthropoda; Malacostraca; Decapoda; Cambaridae.